Sphaeroforma arctica JP610 is the source of this 189-nucleotide messenger RNA. RefSeq lists its product as hypothetical. The transcript has 2 exons. The record is from RefSeq and is a predicted model, not a curated record. The annotation marks the transcript as partial. NCBI's taxonomy places the organism in Eukaryota, Ichthyosporea, Ichthyophonida.
GACCUGAUGAUAGAGGAGCUGGGACCAAAGGCAAUCAAUGCUGCAUUAAUGUCACAUGGGAAGGAAUUCCCACGCACAUUAGCCUUCUCAUCGGCUGUAAUUGGCAUAUACAGCUGCGUAGAGGACUUCUACAAGGCGUCGCUGUCGUUUCUCCUGGACUUGAAUCUGUCGCACACACAGCUGGACGAG